AUGUUUGGCGAAAAAGCCCUAGAAUUAGUGAAAGAAUUGCAACGAGCGCAAGGAAAAAGUUUGCCUCUCUACAAUAACGAUUUAAUAAAGAAUGUUCUAGAUGAGAUGAAAAUUCUUUUUGAACAGAACCAAGAAGAUUUAACCAUGGCUGGCCAGAAAGAGUACUACCCAGCUAUUCAGAUGAGGCAUGCUGCUUUGGAACGAAACAAAAGAUGUCUUCUCGCAUAUCUAUACAACAGAAUAUCAAUCCUUAGACAAAUGAGAUGGGACAUAGGAAGUGUUUUGCCUCUGGAAAUUAAGAGUAAUUUAUCAGAGCAUGAAAUACAAUGGUUUACCAAGUACAAUAGAAUGCUGGCAACUUACAUGAGAUGCAUUGGAGAUCACGGAGGCCUGGACCUGACUCAAGAUACUAAACCACCUAAGAGUUUAUACAUUGAGGUGAGAUGCCUACAGGACCAUGGUGAGUUUGAAACACAGGAUGGCAACACGAUAUUACUGAGUAAAAAUAGUCAGCACUUCAUGAUGAGAUCCGAAUGCGAGCAGAUGAUCAGACAGGGCAUACUGGAGCAUAUCAUCGACUGA
Helobdella robusta is the source of this 582-nucleotide messenger RNA. RefSeq lists its product as hypothetical. The record is from RefSeq and is a predicted model, not a curated record. Gene Ontology annotation, cellular component: GINS complex. Gene Ontology annotation, biological process: DNA replication; DNA strand elongation involved in mitotic DNA replication. Lineage: Eukaryota; Metazoa; Annelida; Clitellata; Rhynchobdellida; Glossiphoniidae. The coding region runs from base 1 to 582 and encodes 193 amino acids. The transcript is spliced from 7 exons.